AUUGGUUACAGCCCGCGAGCGAGCGACUUGAACACGGUUUAAAUCCGAACGCGCGGACAACAGUCUCAUUUCAGAAGUUUCAUAAAAAGGUUACAAGAUACUGUGAGUGAGGAGCUCGAUGGUCAGCUUGGACAGUGGAAAUUUGUUGUGCUCAGAGAAUUGAGUUCAUAUGAUAACGGGCUCCUUCCCAGAAUUGGUAAGGUACUUACUCUCAGGCUGCCACGUGUGGAUCAGGAGAGGUCAAGGAGGAGUGGGAAAUGUUAAACCAAAACUCUGACUCUGUCACUUUCCGUUCAGCCAAUCCUCUCAGAAUCCUGAACAGAGGCCCGGAGUAUUUCCGGAACCAGCUGUGCAGGAGCCCUCCAGCCCUGAGUGCGGUUGAACAGCUGGAGGCCGACAAAGUGAAAUACGUGAAGAGCUCAAAAUUAGUGGGAGCCAGGCAGGAGCCAGUGAGACCAGGCAGACCAGUCUACCGUAGCCCCAGGAAACUUGCUGGUGCUGGGGGGAGCUGCAGAGCGGAGACGACAGCCCCAAACCUGGAGGUUCUGCGCAACUUGAUCCGAGGCUGCGAUCUUCCGAGUCCAACCAAAAAAGGACCAUACCCCUGUGGACAAUCAGUGGGUACUGGGUUGGAAAAUCAGCAAGGCAGCAACUAUCUGCAAGCAGGCACCUCCAUGCCAGUUUACAGAGGGGUGGUGAGGAGGGUAGAUGUCAGGCCAAGUGUUUGCAGGCACUUCCGGAGGUGGCCAACUCUCUCUCCAGCCAAGCUGCAGCUUUCCCCCAUGGAGGAUUGUCCAGAGCUAACCCUGCAGACCAAGGUCCCUGUGUACCAAUCAGAUUCUGAGUUGCUUGACCAAAACUGCCAAGCCCAGGCUGAACUCGAAAAGUUCUUCAACUAUUGCGGUCUGGAGCCCGAGGACCUGGAUUCUCCCGUAAUGGAGCAAUUGGCACAGCCUAGCUCGGACAACCUGUCUCUCAAAUUGCAGAGUGUUAGUGCCUGUAGCUCACAGCACAGCAAUACAGCAGGGGAGUGGUCAGGAAAGGCCAUCUCAAAAGGAGUCUCCAUCAUUGAACGCAAUGCCAGGAUCAUUAAAUGGCUGUACAACUGCAGGGAAGCCAGGGGCGUGUGAGGAUCAGGAGCAGGUGCUGCUGCUGUUUGGGGCUUGCCUCCUUCUUCCAUGCUGCAUCUUGCUUUCCCAUUCCAUACCCUAGCCUGCCCUCAUUUUUUCACACCAUCGUUUACUUAUCCAAGAUGCCAUCUGUUAACUGUAGAAUUUGCUGAAUCCUUCAAAUGAAACAAGUCAAUAGAAUUAUUGCAAUCAAAAUGAAUUGAGUAGCUUUGUUUAGAUUUGUGAUUACUGGUCAACAAUGAUAAAUAAGUUGGUCAGAUCAUGAGUUGAAGAUCAGAAAUCAACAGAAUUGCUAAGAACAGAUAGAAAGAUAGUGAAAUGCGCACAGUGGAAAUGAUGACCCAACAGUCUUGUCGAGCCAACAAUCGAAGGAGAAACUGAAGCUAAAAGCAGAAUCAGAUGAGUAGAUAAAAACUGAUAAGUAGAUUAAGGGAGGUCCGAAGAAAGAGAGAAAAAGCAAGACAUUGGCCCUGCUAAGGCUAUGAAGACAAGGUUCCCUGACAUUGUUGAUCACGUCUGAACAUAAACUGUUUGAAAAAUUGUUCGGUUAGUUUGCUGCUUCACAGAAUGUGAUUUUUAUUAUGUAGAAUU
Messenger RNA from Stegostoma tigrinum, 1721 nucleotides. RefSeq names its product protein FAM110B-like. The record is from RefSeq and is a predicted model, not a curated record. The transcript is spliced from 2 exons. Lineage: Eukaryota; Metazoa; Chordata; Chondrichthyes; Orectolobiformes; Stegostomatidae. Bases 258 to 1130 code for a protein of 290 amino acids.